UGCCAAUCAGUUAUCAGCCGUUCGACCAUGGGCAAGAUUUCGCUGUACGGCUUGGACGCCAGUCCCCCAACACGGGCUUGCCUGCUCACACUGAAGGCCUUGGAGCUGCCCUUUGAGUAUGUUUACGUGAAUUUGCUUACGAAAGAUAACUUCGCCGAGGACUACCUGAAGAAGAAUCCCCAGCACACGGUGCCCAUGCUGCAGGACGACGAUGCCUACCUAUGGGACUCGCAUGCCAUCAUGGCCUACCUGGUGGGAAAGUACGCGGAGACCGACGAACUCUACCCCAAGGAUCUGCUGCAGCGGGCUGUUGUCGACCAACGAAUGCACUUCGAGUCGGGGGUCAUCUUCGAGGCUGCCCUGCGUCGCCUCACCAGGCCGGUGCUCUUCUUGGGCGGCAACACCCUGCCGCAGGCCAAUGUGGACUACAUCAACGAGGUUUACGACUUCCUGGAAACGUUUCUGGAGAACGACUUCGUGGCCGGGGAUAUCAUGACUAUUGCCGACUUUAGCAUUGUGUCGAGCAUCAGCUCGCUCGGCGUCUACCUGGAGCUUGAUCCGGCGAAGUAUCCCAAGAUAGCCGCCUGGCUGGAGCGCCUCAAGGAGCUACCCUACUACGAGGAGGCUAACGGCAGUGGAGCGACCCAGUUCAUGCAGCUUAUGAAGUCCAAGAACUUCACAGUCGUGCCCUAGAAUGAAGUUCGGCGAACCCCAAGCCCGCACAGAGAGCACGCAGUAAGAGUUAAACCCGUAGUUCGAGCACU
Molecule: messenger RNA, 764 nt
Organism: Drosophila obscura
Lineage: Eukaryota; Metazoa; Arthropoda; Insecta; Diptera; Drosophilidae
Gene: GstE4
Product: glutathione S-transferase 1
Exons: 1
Coding region: 28-693 (221 amino acids)
Biological process (GO): glutathione metabolic process
Molecular function (GO): glutathione transferase activity
Source: RefSeq, a predicted model, not a curated record